CGCGAGACGCACUCCUAAAAUAAAGAAAAUCUUAAAAUAUCUAGUUAAAAAGCUCACAAAUGAAUUCAGUUUCGCUCGCAAACCAACUAAAAGAUCUCAACAUGAGCAAUCUCACCAUCGAACAAAAGUUUCAAGCCGUGAUCGAGGAAGAAAACGUGGAAAAAUUAAAAGCUCUCAUUGACAGCCUUGACGACAUUGAAUUCGUGGUUGAAAUCAUCGAGGAUCCUGACUCGAUACUGGCAACUGCUCUGUCAGUGGGCAACUUGGAAAUUCUGAAACUUUUGCUGGAAAACGAAAUUGUCGAAGUAAAAACUGGGGAAAGCGGCUUUUUUUCUUUCGAAUUGAUCGGUGAUCAAAACUACGAUGCUGAAAAAAAGAUAAAAAUCGUCGAAUAUUUGCUGCCGUACGUCUACACGAAGAAUCCGUAUCCAUGGUUGCCCGGAUAUUACUCGCCCAUCGACUUUUUCGAUCAUCUUUACGCGUUCUGCUUGAACAAAGAAUUUGCACUUGCCGAAUUUUUCAUUGAAAAAUUUUACGCGGAAAAGUACAACAAAUUUUAUCCGCUCAUCAAGAGACUUUUGGGAACUUUUAAAGGGUCUCACAUGAUUUGCAUUUUUUUGCACCAAGAAAUCGAAAGUUUUGAGGAUCUUGUACCGGAAUACAAAUUGUUUCUUUUUUUCGUUGAAAUUGCAAAAGCUUUUGCAAAUCUCCUAAUCAUGGACGACGGAAUGAAUUUGGCGAUUGAAGUUUUCAAAAUUCUCCUUGAAAAGAAUUUUCUGAAAGUUUUCGAGUCAUUUGAAGAAAGUCACGCUUUUAUGCGUCGCAAGAAAUAUCAGGAUACCAAAAACGAGGAAAAACUCACUCCGCUCCUGCUUAAACGCAUCUUUCAAUUCGUCUACCACAUUUUGGACGCCGAGACCGAAGAAAAGAUUUUUUAUAUGAUUUCCGGUUGGAUUUUCAUUUGUGCAUCAAGGUACGGAAUAUUUUCCAAAUCCUGUUUUUCCUUAAUUCCGUUCGUGCUCAAGUCCAAAUAUGCGGAAGAAAUUUUCGAAAUAUGCAAAGUUAACAAAGAUUUCGUUGAAGGACAAGAAAUGAUGCGCAAAAUGUUCAAAUAUCCAUGUGACCAAAAUACAGUCGUUGCUUUGAAAGAAAUUUGUGGGUUUUUGAUCAAAUCGACAAUCGCAAAAAGUGUUGAGUUCGAACCAAAAGAACUUAUUCAGCGUAUAUGGAAGUUACGUUUGCCAGAUGUGCUCAAGUGCUACUUGUUGGCUAUUCCAGAUGCCAGUUGGGUGAAUGAAUUACAAGUCAACUGAUUUUUUUUUUUUUUUUUUUUUUGGCAAAAAGAUCUUAAUCUUAAAAUUGAAUUUUUGAAAUGCAUUGAAUUGAAAUAAAUUGACUAA
This is a messenger RNA of Culicoides brevitarsis, 1400 nucleotides long. RefSeq lists its product as uncharacterized. Lineage: Eukaryota; Metazoa; Arthropoda; Insecta; Diptera; Ceratopogonidae. The transcript has 2 exons. The coding region runs from base 60 to 1313 and encodes 417 amino acids. The record is from RefSeq and is a predicted model, not a curated record.